AUGGAUCAGAGUCAGCUCAGAGAAGGAGUCCCUCUAUAUAAACCCAUUCGGAGUGGGAAACCUGGGAACCUGAGUGAAACUCCAAGGUAAGAUCAUCUUAACCUACCUGGACCUGAAAACAAUUCUGGGCACGAGUCCUGAUGGUUGUCCUGGAAAAACAACAAUCCUCAAAGUUUUCUUUUUCAAAUUAAAAGUUAAACUUCUUUAGAAACGUGCGUUAAUCGGACCUCAGAUGUUCUCAGUCCUCAGUUUGUCCCUCAGCAUCCCACAGAUCUGGACUCCAUAUUCAUGUUGCUCGAGGAAAACCUUUCAAACUUUAUGAAAACUGAAAUCAAGAGGUUUAAGAUGAUGCUGAGUUCAGAUUACCAAAGUGAGGAAGGUCAAAACAAGGACCGAGUGCUGGACAACGGAGUUGAAGAGCAGAGGAAGACCAGGAGAGAUUUGUUUCUGGAGAUCACCUUGCAGUUCCUGCGGGAGAUGAACAGAGGCGGCCUGGCUGACAGUCUGUGGAACAGAACUCAUGUUGCAGAGAGCACACAGAAGUUCAAGUCAAACUUUGCAGAGAGCUUCCAGGGCGUGUUUGAGGGGAUCAGUCCAGCAGGAGAUCUGAACCAGGACUACAUGGAGCUCCAUAUCACUGAAGGGGACACCAGAGAGGUCAGAGAUAAACACGAGGUUCAACAGAUUCAAACACCAUCCAGGAAACCAUACAGACCAGAAACAACCAUCAGGUGUGAGGACAUCUUUAAAGUCCCACCUGGAAGAGAUGGACCGAUCAGAACCGUGAUGACAAAAGGAGUCGCCGGCAUCGGGAAAACAGUCCUAACUCAGAAGUUCACUCUGGACUGGGCCGAAGGCAGAACCAACCAGGACAUCCAGUUCCUGUUCCCGUUCACCUUCAGAGAGCUGAACGUGCUGAAAGAGAAAAAGUUCAGCUUGGUGGAGCUCGUUCAUCACUUCUUCACAGAAACCAAAGGAACAUGGAGGUUUGAUGAGGUCCAGGUUCUGUUCAUCUUCGAUGGUCUGGACGAGUGUCGACUUCCUCUGGACUUCCACAACAACCAGAUCCUGACUGACGUCACAGAGUCCACCUCAGUGGAUGCUCUGCUGACUAACCUCAUCAGAGGGAACCUGCUUCCUUCUGCUCGCCUCUGGAUAACCACACGACCUGCAGCAGCCAAUCAGAUCCCUGCUGAGUGCGUUGCCAUGGUGACGGAGGUCAGAGGGUUCACGGACCCACAGAAAGAGGAGUACUUCAGGAAAAGGUUCAAAGACAAGAAGCAGGCCAGCCGGGUCGUCUCCCACAUAAAGACGUCCCGGAGCCUCCACAUCAUGUGCCACAUCCCGGUCUUCUGCUGGAUCAAUGCUACAGUUCUGGAGGACAUGCUGAAGACCAAAGAUGGACCAGAGCUACCCAAGACUCUGACUGAGAUGUACAUCCACUUCCUGGUGGUUCAGACCAAAGUGAAGCAGGUCAAGUACUACGGAGGAGCAGAGACAGAUUCACAUUGGAGUCCAGAGACCAGGAAGGUGAUCGGGUCUCUGGGGAAGCUGGCCUUUGAGCAGCUGCAGGAAGGAAACCUGAUCUUCUACGAGUCGGACCUGGCAGAGUGUGGCAUCGACAUCAGAGACGCCUCGGUUUACUCCGGAGUGUUCACACAGAUCUUCAAAGAGGAGCGAGGACUGUACCAGGACAAGGUGUUCUGCUUCGUCCAUCUGAGCGUCCAGGAGUUUCUGGCUGCUCUUCAUGUCCACCUGACCUUCAUCAGCUGUGGGCUCAACCGACUGGAAGAGAAACAGACACCACCCAAGGUGUCCAAAGUCUUUAAAAACAAACCUAAAGUAAAGAAUCUCCACUACAGCGCUGUGGACAAGGCUUUACUGAGCCCAUCUGGCCACCUUGACAUGUUCCUUCUCUUCCUCCUCGGGCUCUCUUUGCCAUCCAAUCAGACGCUGUUACGAGGCCUGCUGAUACAAACAGGAAAUGGCUCCCAGACCAAUCAGGAAACAGUUGAGUACAUUAAGAAGAAAAUCACAGAGAACCUGUCUGCAGAGAAAAGCAUCAACCUGUUCCACUGUCUGGAUGAACUCAACGAUGGUUCUCUGGUAGAGGAGAUCCAGCAGGUCCUGAGAUCAGGAGAUCUCUCCACAGAUGAUCUGUCUCCUGUUCAGUGGUCGGCUCUGGUCUUCAUCUUACUGUCGUCAGAAGAAGAUCUGGACGUGUUCGAUCUGAAGAAGUACUCUGCUUCAGAGGAGGCCCUCCUGAGGCUGCUGCCGGUGGUCAAAGCCUCCAACAAAGCUCUGUUGAGGUAUUGUGACCUCACCAAGAGAAGCUCUAAAGCAUUGGCCUCAGUCCUUUCCUCACAGUCUUAUAGUUUAAGAGAACUGGACCUGAGUAACAACAACCUGAUGGAUUUGGGAGUGAACCUGUUGUCUCCUGGGCUGCAGAGUCCAAACUGUAAACUGGAAACCCUUAGGUUGAAUUGCUGUGACCUUUCACAGGAAAGCUGUGAAACUCUGUCUUUAAUCUUCGGCUAUCAGAGCUCCAGUCUGAGGAGGCUUUAUUUAAACCACAACAACCUCCAGGACACGGGGGUGAAGCUGCUUUCUGUUGGACUGAAGAGUCCCCACUGCAAACUGGAGUCUAUCAGUAUGCAGGCCUGUAACCUGUCUGUGUACAGCUGUAAGACUCUGGGCUUGGUCCUGAGCUUCCAGUCCUCCAGUCUCAGAGAACUGGACCUGACCAACAACAACCUGGGGGAUUCAGGAGUGAAGCUGUUAUCUGUUGGGCUGGAGAGUCCACAGUGCAAGAUGGAGACGGUUGUGCUCUGCGGGUGCAAACUCUUCGAGAGGGGCUGUGAAGCUCUGUCUUCCGUCCUAAGGUCUCAGAGCUGUAGUCUGAGAGAACUGGACUUGAGCAACAACAACUUGAAGGACUCAGGAGUUAGACGGCUCUCCACUGGACUGGAGAGUCCACACUGCAAACUGGAAACUCUCAGACUGUCAGGUUGUCUGAUCACAGAAGAAGGCUGUUCUUCUCUGGCUUCAGCUCUGGGCUCCAACCCGUCCCAUCUCAGAGAGCUGGACUUGAGCUACAACCAUCCGGGACUCUUGGGAGAGAAGAUGCUGUCCACAGAACUGAAGGAUCCACACUGGAGACUGAUCUCUCUCAGGUUGGACUGCAGUGGAGAGCACAGGUUAAAACCGGACGUGAAGAAAUAUUUUUGUGAACCUAAGGUGGACACCAACUCAGUGCACAGGAAUCUGAAACUGUCUGACAACAACACGAAGGUGACGAUGGAGGAGGCGGAGCAGCCGUACUCCAACCAUCCAGACAGGUUUGAACCGUGCUGGCAGCUGAUGUGUAGAAACGGUGUGAGCGAUCGCUGCUACUGGGAGGUCGAGUGGACUGGAGGAGUUCUCGUAUCACUGAGUUACAGAGGAAUCCAACGGAAAGGCAAGAGUGAUGAGUGCAGGUUUGGAAGGAAUGACCAGUCCUGGUGUUUGGAGUGCUCGGACGUUUUUGGUUUCUCUGCCUGGCACGUUAACAGAGAAACCUCCAUCUCGUCCAUAUCCAUCUCCCACAGAGUAGCUGUGUAUGUGGACUGUCCUGCCGGGACUGUGUCCUUCUACAUAGUCUCCUCAGACACACUGAUCCACCUCCACACCUUCACCACCACCUUCACUGAACCAGUGUAUCCCAGUUUUGGUCUCUGGUCUGGAUCCUCGGUGUCCCUGUGUUCUUUAUAG
Messenger RNA from Nematolebias whitei (Rio pearlfish), 3750 nucleotides. RefSeq names its product NACHT, LRR and PYD domains-containing protein 12-like. The transcript has 12 exons. Lineage: Eukaryota; Metazoa; Chordata; Actinopteri; Cyprinodontiformes; Rivulidae. The record is from RefSeq and is a predicted model, not a curated record. Gene Ontology annotation, molecular function: protein binding.